AUGGCGCUAGAUUUGGUUAUUGGAUCAGAUAUCCUAGUGCGGAGUGAAUUUCUCAACAAGAUUUUGGAAGCUCAGCAAAAAAGGUCCUUGAAUAUUUUCGAACUAAAAAUCAAAGAACAAUUGAAAGCAAUUGAGACGACCAGGCUGACUGUCAAGAAAAGGAAGGGGGUCGUAUCCUUCAUAUCGACGUUUCCCGAUUUUGUCUUGAGAGUGGAACGUCAGAUGGAAUUCGGAGAAACGGCUGAUUGUCCGACACGGAAGCUAGUCAACCAACUCUAUGAACAGAUCUGUCAGUCUAUGUUGGAGGCUCUGCAAACAAUGGCCAAGAGCGAGGGGGAUCCUGUAGCAAAUUCUGGCGGCGGUAGUCAAGAAGACCGCGACAAAGAUCGACUGAACUACCAUACACUUAUCAUAGAAAAUAUGAAUCACUUCGUGACGACUGUGUCCAAGAUUAACGCACCAGCCUUAAAAGCUUCUUUGGAGAAAGCCAAGGAGCAGUAUGAUCAUAACUUGGCUUUAUACAUCCGGCUGGUACUUCAACGACCACUGGCUCGAUUUAUUGAUUAUUUCCAGGGGAUCGAUGAGCUGUUACGAACAACCGAACCUACUCAAAUUCCGCAACACAGUCAAUACACAAGAGCGUCAUUAAAACGAGUGAUCUCGAUCCAAGAUAAGAAGGACAUAAAAAAAUUGAUCGAAACACUAAGUAAACGAGUCGACACAGCUGAUCAUGUACCAGCUCGUCGGGAGGGGUUCCUCCCGGCGGUGUGA
Messenger RNA from Puccinia graminis f. sp. tritici CRL 75-36-700-3, 771 nucleotides. RefSeq lists its product as uncharacterized. Lineage: Eukaryota; Fungi; Basidiomycota; Pucciniomycetes; Pucciniales; Pucciniaceae. The record is from RefSeq and is a predicted model, not a curated record. The transcript has 3 exons. Gene Ontology annotation, molecular function: phosphatidylinositol-4,5-bisphosphate binding. The coding region runs from base 1 to 771 and encodes 256 amino acids. Gene Ontology annotation, cellular component: plasma membrane; exocyst. Gene Ontology annotation, biological process: Golgi to plasma membrane transport; exocytosis.